Helobdella robusta is the source of this 339-nucleotide messenger RNA. RefSeq lists its product as hypothetical. Gene Ontology annotation, biological process: regulation of DNA-templated transcription. Gene Ontology annotation, molecular function: protein binding; RNA binding. NCBI's taxonomy places the organism in Eukaryota, Metazoa, Annelida, Clitellata, Rhynchobdellida, Glossiphoniidae. The record is from RefSeq and is a predicted model, not a curated record. The transcript has 2 exons. The annotation marks the transcript as partial.
UUCCAGAUUGGUACGAAGGUGCAACUAAAAAGCGGAACACUGAAAAAUAUUGAACAACUAACGACUCGAGAUUUCGUAGAUGAUUCAAAUUUUAAGGAUCUAGAUUUAAAUUUACGGAAGAUGUUCGUUAUGCAUAUGAAAGAGAACCACGAGAUGAAUUCAGUUAUGCUGGGAUUUGCCAUCGUUGAAGAAAAUGUUCAGAUGACAGUGGAGGCGAGAGUGGAGCAUCCCUUCUUCCUGCUGAACAGAGGCUGGGCUAGUUACUCGCCGGACGAGACAUGGAACAAGUUCGGCAUGACAUGCGAAAGGUUACAGGUAGGCAACUGCUGUCUCGGUCUU